Chiloscyllium plagiosum (whitespotted bambooshark) is the source of this 565-nucleotide messenger RNA. Lineage: Eukaryota; Metazoa; Chordata; Chondrichthyes; Orectolobiformes; Hemiscylliidae. The record is from RefSeq and is a predicted model, not a curated record.
GUGGGGGGGGGGGGGGUUGGGGAGGUUUCUCCUGUACCUACCUGCCUCCUACCCCCCACCCCCCAAGUAUUAUGAAGACUGUGCCAUGUUGUCUUUUCCAGGAGCCCCCAACACAGCCGAGCUAAAGAUCUGUCGGGUGAACAAGAAUUCCGGGAGCUGCCGGGGUGGAGAGGAGAUAUUCCUGCUGUGUGACAAGGUCCAGAAAGAGGACAUUGAGGUGAGGUUCUUCACCAACGACUGGGAGGGCAAAGGCUCUUUCUCCCAGGCCGACGUCCACCGCCAAGUCGCCAUAGUCUUCAAGACCCCCCCGUACAAGGACGUGACCCUGUGCGAGCCGGUCACUGUCCACAUGCAGCUGCGUCGGCCCUCCGACAAAGAGGUCAGCGAUGCCAUGGAGUUCCAGUACCUUCCCGACGACAAAGAUCCCUACGGCACCCAGGAGAAACGGCGGAAAACCCACCUCGAGUUUAUGAACAUGCUGCACAAAUGUAACAUGCCAGGUGAGUGCUCCCACGUUAUCUGUCCCUGUCUCCUGUCCUUCCAUCUGUGACUGACUGCAGCUCUC